AUGAACGCACUCAGCGAUUUAUCGUUGGAAAACGAUUGGAUGUACAGUAUCCAGAUGAAUCGUUGGUUCCUGAAACCGAUCGGUGUCUGGCCUCUGUCGUUGUCCGUGACCACCUUCGGAAAACUGAAUUCCAUAAUUCUCGCGUUGAUCAGCAGCUUCUUGAUAGGAUUUCUCCUGGUCCCGUGCGCGUUGUGUACCCUGCUCGACAAAACGGGGGACCUGGACACUAAAGUAAAGAUGAUCGGUCCCCUCAGUUUCUGCAUGAUGUCGACCUUUAAAUAUUACAUCCUCGCUUCGAGGGGCGGGAAAAUCAGCGAGUGCAUCGAAAGCAUGCGUUCGGAUUGGGCUAAAACUCGUUCGGCGGGGUAUGAAGAGGACAGAGAGAUCAUAAUCGACUGCGCGAGGGUUGGCAGAUCGAUCGCCAUCAUCUGCGCUGGUUUCAUGUACUCCGGUGGAUGCUUUUAUACCGCCGUGAUGCCGCUGUACUCCAAACGAACGGAGAUCAUCGAUAACGAGACUGUGAGGUCUCAGACCUUUCCGAUUUAUAGACGCCUUCUUGAUCCACGUACUACACCCUCGGUCGAGAUCGUGCAGUUCAUGCAAUGCUUGGCGGCGUUUGUGAUGUAUUCCGUUACCGUUGGUUCCUGCAGUCUGGCUGCGGUUUUUGUCAUGCACGCUUGUGGACAGUUUAGGAUUCUUGUGAUGAAAUUGCAGAGAUUGGUUGAUGGGGCGACAGGGAAGAAUAGUGUUAGAACGUAUGAACAUCGACUGGGGGAUAUUGUUGAACAUCAUUUGCAGAUACUUAGGUUCAUAUCUCGAGUGGAAGAUCUCCUAAACGAGAUCUGUCUGGUCGAAGUAGUUGGUUGCACAAUGAACAUAUGCUUUCUGGGUUAUUAUUUGCUUACGGAAUGGGAACAAAGUGAAGCUAUAGGAACACUGACUUACUGUCUUUUUUUCAUUUCUUUGACGUUCAAUAUUUUCAUACUAUGUUACAUCGGUGAAAUUUUAUCAGAACAGUGCCAAAAUGUCGGGUUAUCGGCUUGUAUGAUCGACUGGUAUCGUUUCAGACAGAAAAAAGCACUGGGACUGAUAUUGAUAGUUGCGAUAUCAAACUCUUCCACUAAAUUGACGGCUGGAAAACUCGUUGAAUUAUCUCUGAGCAAUUUCUGUAGUGUAUUCAAAUCGUCGCUGGCAUACUUGAGCUUACUCCGCACGCUCACAACGUAA
Messenger RNA from Megachile rotundata (alfalfa leafcutting bee), 1227 nucleotides. Its product is annotated as odorant receptor 10-like. The record is from RefSeq and is a predicted model, not a curated record. Gene Ontology annotation, biological process: sensory perception of smell; detection of chemical stimulus involved in sensory perception of smell. Gene Ontology annotation, molecular function: olfactory receptor activity; odorant binding. Gene Ontology annotation, cellular component: plasma membrane. Lineage: Eukaryota; Metazoa; Arthropoda; Insecta; Hymenoptera; Megachilidae.